This is a messenger RNA of Echinostoma caproni, 261 nucleotides long. Lineage: Eukaryota; Metazoa; Platyhelminthes; Trematoda; Plagiorchiida; Echinostomatidae. The record is from the annotation of a GenBank genome assembly.
AUGCCGUCUCACAUCUCCAUUGGAAUUUCUGUUCUCUUCUUGACUGUCUCACAAAGCCUGGGAGAUUCCACUCCGGGUGGCUAUACAGAUCCACGAUGUGUUCGACCGGAAGAGGAGGCUGAGUUUAUUCCAUAUCUCGCACCUGCCCUGAAGGUAUCGCUUCCUCAAUUCGACAUUCAGCAUCUGAGAUUCGUCUCAGUGUCCACGCAGGUUGUCGCCGGAACAAACUACAAAUUUCUGGUUGGUUUGCAAUAUUCCUAA